GUCUGUCAUUUUUGGCUCGAAAAAAGUGUUCGGAGUAAGGUUGGAAUUACUCGUUGAAACUCACUCUCCAAUUCAAAGUACUGUAACUGGUUUCGUAAAAAAAAAAAAAAAUCCUAGUAAUCGGUCCCCACUAAGAAACAUAGGAAGGGGGCGCGACGAAGACAGAAUCUGAUUGAUGCGCGACAAAACGAGAAUAAAUGAGUUUGAACUUUGAAUUUGUCUCUUGUUCAUUCAUCGACGAUCUUCUAAAUCAAAAUUCUAAUCCAUCUAGGGUUCCAAAUUCCAAAUCAAAUUCCAAAUCACACAAUUCAGUGAAUGCAAAACAUCAAUACAUACAUAAAUAGAUGUACUCCAGUAAUUUGACUGGUUUCAUAUUAGCCGUUGUCUCCGGCGCUUUUAUAGGCUCCAGCUUCAUCAUCAAGAAAAAGGGUCUCCAACGUGCCAGUCUUAACGGCACUCCUGCAAGUGUCGGAGGCUAUGGUUAUCUUCUACAGCCUCUUUGGUGGAUCGGAAUGUUUACCAUGAUUGUUGGAGAGAUAGCGAAUUUUGUAGCAUACAUUUAUGCACCUGCGGUGCUUGUCACGCCACUUGGUGCUUUGAGUAUUAUUGUUAGUGCUGUCUUGGCUCAUUUCAUGUUGGGUGAGAAGUUACAGAAAAUGGGCAUGCUUGGGUGUCUUUUAUGCAUAGUAGGAUCCACUGUUAUUGUGCUCCAUGCACCUCAAGAAAAGUCUCUUAGUUCUGUGCUAGAAAUAUGGCUUUUGGCUGUUCAACCAGCAUUUCUCUUGUACACAGCCUCGGCAAUGGCUGUGGCAUUCUUUUUGAUUUUGUAUUGCGCACCUCGCUAUGGCCAAACUAAUAUCUUCAUUUAUGUUGGAAUAUGCUCCAUAAUUGGAUCCUUGACUGUCAUGAGUGUAAAAGCGAUUGGCAUUGCUAUAAAACUUACAUUGGAGGGUGCAGAUCAGUUUGUCUACUUUCAGACAUGGAUUUUUACAAUGGUCGCCGUUUCUUGCAUCAUUACUCAAUUAAAUUACCUUAAUAUGGCAUUGGAUACUUUCAACACAGUAGUUGUUUCUCCUAUCUAUUAUGCGUUGUUCACAUCUUUUACAAUAUUAGCCAGCGCAAUCAUGUUUAAGGACUAUUCUGGUCAAAGUAUAAGCAGUAUUGCAUCGGAGCUAUGUGGUUUCAUCACUGUUUUAUCUGGAACAACCGUAUUGCACAGUACCAGAGAGCCAGAUCCUCCAGCUGGUACAGAUGUAUACAGUCCCUUGUCUCCAAAAGUAUCAUGGUAUAUCCAAGGCAAUGGUGAACCUUGGAAACAAAAGGAAGAAGAUGGACCACCCCUUAAUUUAAUUACAGUUAUCCGGCAAGACCAUUUCAAGUGACGCUGAAGUCUUAAACUGGUAGAACAAGAAAUUAAAUCCAUUAUUGCUAUCCUGCCAUUGAGUUAUAUACAUGACCGUAUUUUCUAACUUCUCAUUGUCUGAGCUUUUCGGCUUAGUUACACUAUGAAAAAGAAAUGUUGCUGGCUUAUUAUGUACAUUAUUAAGCAAAAGAAAUGUAGCUGGUUAUAGGGUUUGGCUCAGUGACCCCAUCCAUUUGGUUUAGCAACACAAUGUACAGCAAGGCAGAGAAGAGACUGCUUUUUUCGUGUGGUUUUAAUCAUUGGUAGCAUAUUCAAUGAAAGCUUGGGUUCAAUCAUCUGAAACUGAGGAGGUGAUGUUUCUUCCAGUUUGUAUUAGAAUAGUAGUAGUAGUUGUUGUACUACUUGUUAUUAGUUAUGUACUUAUGUAGUUGUACAUUGUUUUUAUGUUUUAGCCUCUUCCUUUUCCCAAAUAUAUUUUUCUUUUUACCUUCACCCUUUUCUUUUUAUCUUGUUAAGUUGACCAAUUUAUGUAAAAAUCAAAGUUAGCUAUUCUGUAUACGCUAGUCAAUGUAAUUUAAAUAUUUUAGUGGUCGAACCUUAUCGGUAGAAUAAGGUUGCAAGGAUAUCUAUAAUAUUUAAGUUGUUAUACAACUAUUGACCCCUCCAAAAAAGCUGUUAUACAACUCUGCUUGGAAACAGUUAAACUUCUGAAACAA
This is a messenger RNA of Cicer arietinum (chickpea), 2079 nucleotides long. RefSeq names its product probable magnesium transporter NIPA6. Gene Ontology annotation, cellular component: membrane. Gene Ontology annotation, molecular function: magnesium ion transmembrane transporter activity. The record is from RefSeq and is a predicted model, not a curated record. NCBI's taxonomy places the organism in Eukaryota, Viridiplantae, Streptophyta, Magnoliopsida, Fabales, Fabaceae. Gene Ontology annotation, biological process: magnesium ion transport.